AGUUAAGACAUGGAUCAUCACACCAGUAUACAAAAAAGAAGAAUAAUAAAAUGUCCACAGAUACGUUUAUAUAGGUUUAUUUCAUUUGUUGCAGGCAGUGAUGUAUUCAACAAAUGAUAACAACUAAUAACAGACAGUUUUAGAGCAUCGCAAGCUACAAAUGAAGAGCCCAAAGAACUGAAAUCAAUGUAUAGGCUACAACUAGCUGAAGUUUGCUGUGCUUUAUCCUAACAUUACACAAAGAAUGCCUGCAAUCAUUCAGUCAGGGACGACUGCACAAAACGUGCACUGUAAAGUAAUAAAAACAUCAAUCAGAAAAUCUCGAAAACCAAAAAUCUGGUAACACCGGCAAGUGUUUUGACUGAACAGCAGGAGGAGAAACAGGAAGUACAGAGGAACACAGCUCAUAAGCACAAGGUACACAAAAGAGCAGUCUCUCGCUUGAAGCCGCAGACUAUGGAGGAAAAUACAACACAAGAUGAAAUUAACCAGGAAGAGAAAGACAGAUCGGAAAGCAGUGAAGAAGGGCAGACAGAUCUUAAGGAAAGAGAGUUGAGACUGGUGCUGCUCGGCUCAGAGGGUGCUGGGAAAAGCAGUGCGGUCAAUGCCAUCCUGGGCGGCUUGACAUCUGAGUCUGACUGUACAGGCCCUGAGACACCAGCCACCAACUGCCAGAAGAGACGCGUGGCGCUGGCAGGACGACAGGUGGCUGUCGUGGACACACCUGACUGCCUGUGCAUCGAGCGUCCCGCUGAGGACGUUCGCCGUCAGUUUUCGCUCUGCGUGGCUUUAUCGGCCCCGGGGCCCCACGCUUUCUUACUCUGUGUCCCUGUUCACCGGCCCAGCAACCUGGAGCUCCAGAUUUUGGAGACCAUCGAGAAGGUAUUUGGCCCUGAAUCUGUCAGUAAACACGCAAUGGUGCUCUUCACUCGCAUGGACCGACUGCCUGAGGAUGUUUCUCUGGAAGAGUAUCUCAAUACACAAUGGCCUGACUUGCUAGAGCUUGUGCAAAAGUGCGGGGACCGACAUCACCCGCUGCGGCCGGGAUCCAACGUGGAGGAGCUGUUCAUAAAAGUGGAGGAGAUGGUGGAAGAAACUGGGACACAGUUCUACACCUGCCCUCUGUUGCAGGAGGCAGAGAGGAGAGUGAAAGAGAAGGAGGAGGAGAUCUGGAGAAGCAGAAGAGAAGAAGGAGAGGAUGAUUUGGAGGGAAUAAGGGCCGAAGCAGAGAAAAGUGUGGACGAUUUGGUGGUUGUGGGAAUCGCAGAGCUCUGUGUCUCCCCGCCUAACACCUCGUUCUUAUGCUGGUUGUGGGACAGUGUGGUUGGGUGGCUCCUGUGGCUCCCGAAUAUGGUGAGGGGCAGUGCUUUACUGGGGUCGAUCGUGGGGUUGUUCGUCGGGGGGCCCUUAGGAGGGGCCAUGGGAGCAGCGGUGGGCUCUGUGGCAACGGAGGUGGGUAGACGUAAACAAAAAACCAAGUGAGCACUUGAAAAUUUUGUAACAGUUUAUUGUAAUUUUCAUUAGCUCAAUAUGAAACAUCAAAAAGCAGGUCAGUUGUUCAUGUACAUUCAAUUACGAAUAUAUAGUCAGCUACAAAAAUCACUACAAACGCUAAUGCAAUGCUAUUCCAUUAAAUACAUGCCCCCCCCCCCAUUACAAACUGUAUUAUUAACUUAAUACUUAGAUUUGAAUUGAACACUUAACAUUAAUUUCAGAGUCUUAGAUUUUGGGGUAUCGACCUUUUGAUUUAAUAACAGAAGCACUUUACACAAGUUUGUGUAAAACUGAUGAUCAGGUCCAUGUUUGCUUGUUUAAUUUCUAGU
Molecule: messenger RNA, 1823 nt
Organism: Sinocyclocheilus grahami
Lineage: Eukaryota; Metazoa; Chordata; Actinopteri; Cypriniformes; Cyprinidae
Product: GTPase IMAP family member 7-like
Exons: 4
Coding region: 457-1482 (341 amino acids)
Molecular function (GO): GTP binding
Source: RefSeq, a predicted model, not a curated record